Molecule: messenger RNA, 585 nt
Organism: Phytophthora sojae
Lineage: Eukaryota; Oomycota; Peronosporomycetes; Peronosporales; Peronosporaceae
Exons: 1
Coding region: 1-585 (194 amino acids)
Source: RefSeq, a predicted model, not a curated record
AUGGAGUUCACCAUCGCCGCUAUGGGGUUUGCUACAGGCCGUCCCCAUACGUGCCGUGUGCCGUUGGAGGCUAGCAGUGUCGUCAACAUCGCUGAGGCCAUGAAGAGAGAGGCGGAUACGCUGGCGAUCCAGCAGGUUGCGAUGCCGGCGCGCUACAUCUGGGAGGUGCUCCGCGAUCAAUUAUACGGCUCUGGCGAUGCCAACGUCGUGCGUGGCCUGGCGGAGCAGCAAGUGCUUCGUCGAGUGUAUCGAACGCGCAAUCAACACUUCAGCGGUGACGUGCAUGGGACCGUGGAAAUCCCACCCCUUUCACUGGCAUUGAAUGAGACUGUGCCCUUUUUUCAGCUUCACUACGUUACUAUCACUCGCAACAAUUUGAACAAGCCGACACGGUUGUUGGGGUGGGCGCAUCCGGCGCUAGUGAACCUACUUCGCUGCAAUGGGGUCACACUGUUUGUUGACGGCACGUUUCCCAGCGUGCAGCGUGGCUACAAGCAGUGCGUAAUAUUCAUGGUCCACGAUCGCGCAUCGGGUUUGUUCGUCCCGGUCUACUAUGUACUGAGCACCUCGCACACGGGCGACUAG